AUGCCGGACCCAGAAAUGACAGUGACACGCAAUGCCGGGAGGCCGUCUGUGUCCCGGGAGGGAGGAGGCCGACGUAACCCCAGUCGCGCAUCUCGCGUGCCUCGCGCGAGUACCUCAAAACGACGUUUCUACGACGAAUCGACUGAUUCAGAUCGAGAGAACGACCCCGAAUCAGCAGACCCACCAUCUGUUAUCGACACGCCCACCGUCGAGCAGCAUCCUCCUCCCCCGUCUCCUCGAGCCCGCACGAGCGGCCGCUCACAUCGACCGGCUCAUGCAUCGGACAACACGCGAAUUGCGAGGAGAACACCCGGCGCUGCCGCAUCAGGAGUCCAUCGAAACAGAGGAGUAGCUAGCAAGAGCCGGAAGAUGGCGCCUUCGGCAGCGGCAAAGAGGCGGAAACUGUCCACCGGCAAGGGUGAACCUGUACCCGCUUGCGUCGUCCCGGACUGGAGGGACCCUCGCGUUUCCUUCGAAUGCUGGGCCGAUAUCUUCUCCUACGCCUCCAGGAUGGGAGCCUCGGACGACGUCGCGACGAGCUGGCUCGUCCAUGCCGCCACCACCUGUCGUGCCUUCGCCGAGCCGGCCUUGACAGCUCUCUACUCUGCUCCAGUCAUCCGACAUUCCGCCAAGGCCAAACGCCUCGCCGCGCUCCUCGCUCGUCCAAUCUCGGACACUUUUGUCAACUACAGGUCCAAGAUUGAAACGCUGCAAGUUGAUAUUCAUAUUGUACCCGCAAGUGCCUUGUGGCAACUGAUCCAUCCGCUCGCCCGCUUGAAAGAGCUCAUCAUCUAUACGCCUCUGGACCAGGCACCUUACAGGCAGCUGGACAGGAAUCUGCGCUGGCACUAUUCUCCCGACAUCUUCAGCGCCCUGGGACCCGGCGAUUCGGUGCCGGAUGGGACGAAUCCGAAACCGUUCCCCGCCGUUCUCAAGAGUUGGGAAUGGAGCGGCAGGCUCAUCGGCGGCCACGUCACUCUUGAGAGCAUGACCGCCAUCCAUCAGUCGCCGUCCUUUGCCCAACUCACCAAAUUGAGCCUCACAAACUUCCAGGUCCCUUCCUUGACGAACCUGCAGCGGUCGGGCGGCGAGGAAGCAGAGCUUCAGGCCUACAUUCGGGAUGGCCGAGUGAUCGAUGCCGUUGCGAAGGCCAUAUCCCAGUUAACGAGUCUCAACCAUCUCGUCAUUGAAUCGUCAACCGUCAUGAAUGACCGCUUGCUACCCCUGCUUCCCAGUAACUUGAUCCACCUGGAGCUGAUUAACUGCUGGGAAAUCAAAUCCGCCGAUCUCGCCACCUUUCUCACCACUCACGGCAAUGGUCUAGGCACCCUGACUUUGCUGCACAACCAAUCGCUAGACUUGGCGUUCCUGACGAAUCUGUCACAGACAUGCCCCAACCUGCGAGAGUUGCACAUGAAUUUAUCAUAUUACCGCCAUCAUGACACCGUCAACGAUUCAGAUCCCAUGUACGACGAAGCGCUCGGCUCAGGCCAAAUUCCGAAGUGGCCAUCUAGUCUCUGCGUCAUCGACAUUGAGCACAUUCGCGACUGGUCAGUCGAGGCGGCGGAAAUGUUUUUCCAGUCUCUCAUCGACAGCGCCGUCAACUUGCCUAACCUCCGCCACCUCGGCAUCAAAACUAUGCUGGACAUCCCCUGGCAGGCCCGUGCAACCAUGAGGCAGGAAUGGCGAAGAAAACUAGAGAAGGUUUUCCUUCGCCCCACGACACUUCUCCCCCCGCCCACGGACACGAAGUACCCCCAUGAAAUGAAGCAAAGGGUGUCUGCGGUGCCGCACCCUCGGAGCGACAGAAACGCGGCGCACAAUCACGACAAUGAUCAUCUUAGCUCAGUGCCGAGCAAAGUGACAUCCCUCCGAAACUGUGCGGCCAGGCCCGUCUACCGAGAUCCGGAUACCGAUGUGGAUGAGGACGAGGAUGACGUGACCGCAUUCGAGUCCGGCAAUGAAAAUCCCAUUUCCGCCCAGGAGGAAGACAAGGAUGAGCUCCCAGUUCAAGGAAUGUGUCAUACUGUGAACAUAUUGGUCGACAACCAAAAAGUGGGAGAGAAACAGUACGGCAUGGAAGAUUUCCUUGACGAAGAUGAGGAAGAGUCCGAGGAUGAGUGGAACGGAGAUGUCGACGACGACGACGACGACGACGACGACUUUGUUGUCUUCUGA
Drechmeria coniospora is the source of this 2178-nucleotide messenger RNA. RefSeq lists its product as uncharacterized. The record is from RefSeq and is a predicted model, not a curated record. The coding region runs from base 1 to 2178 and encodes 725 amino acids. The transcript has a single exon. NCBI's taxonomy places the organism in Eukaryota, Fungi, Ascomycota, Sordariomycetes, Hypocreales, Ophiocordycipitaceae.